GCAGGCUUGAUGCCCUGCGCAUCACUCUACCGGCUUCAGAAGACGUUGAAACAUAGUGCACUACUUGUGGCAUCAUUCAAAUACUAAAACCAUGGCAAAGUUCUGGGUUUCUCUGCUGCUUGCCGCACUCGUGAUUGUGGCCAUUGCGUCAGUGCAAGCGGAUCACGAAGAUGGAACGGAGCACGGAGGUGAAUCGCAUGGACACGGUGCACACGGCGAAGGGCAUGGCGAUGGGCACGGACACCACCAUCAUGGAAAGGGUUGUGGCAAGCACAAGCACGGUGAAGGAUUCGGCAGUUCACAUCACGGAGAGCAUAGCAAGCACAAGCACGGCGAAGGAUUCGGCAGUUCACAUCACGGAGAGCACAGCCAGGACCACGAUCACAAUCACGAGCACAACCAUGACAACUCUGGACAUUAGCAUCAUCACCGAACGUGUGGACCGUGCACAAUGUUGUUUGCUUAAAUUGUAUAGCCUUUUAACCAACAUGUAUGAUUUGCGUUGCAAAGCAUUUCUUUAAGAAACGAGUGCAUUUAUUGACUAUAA
Messenger RNA from Anopheles bellator, 547 nucleotides. Its product is annotated as zinc transporter 7-like. NCBI's taxonomy places the organism in Eukaryota, Metazoa, Arthropoda, Insecta, Diptera, Culicidae. The record is from RefSeq and is a predicted model, not a curated record. Bases 92 to 421 code for a protein of 109 amino acids. The transcript is spliced from 3 exons.